Messenger RNA from Sitodiplosis mosellana (orange wheat blossom midge), 4652 nucleotides. RefSeq names its product transcription factor elt-1-like. Gene Ontology annotation, molecular function: zinc ion binding; RNA polymerase II cis-regulatory region sequence-specific DNA binding; DNA-binding transcription factor activity, RNA polymerase II-specific. The record is from RefSeq and is a predicted model, not a curated record. Bases 2395 to 4314 code for a protein of 639 amino acids. Lineage: Eukaryota; Metazoa; Arthropoda; Insecta; Diptera; Cecidomyiidae. The transcript is spliced from 9 exons. Gene Ontology annotation, biological process: negative regulation of transcription by RNA polymerase II; positive regulation of transcription by RNA polymerase II; cell fate commitment.
UCGUUCUUUCCCCGUUCGCUUUAAUAAAACAUUUUAUGGUGCAUCAUGGCAAUUGGCUAUGGCUUACACACAGUUAAAAACUACUCGCCUAUGAUCACACAACAUUGAAAAUGGAUCAUAUUUCAACAAGAAAGACAAAUGAAAUUCAGGCAAACACAAGCAACACACGAUGUAAUAUUUGAUUUUCUAAAAUUGUGCUCAUUUAGCCGACAAUGACGAUCAUAAAAUUGGCAAACAAAACAUUCAGACACAUUUUCCACGUCACUCAAUACCAAAAACAAAAUUUUCUUGUGCCGCACGUUUCAAAUUGAAUUAUGGCACAAAUGAACGAAUCAAGAACAAAGAUCACAAACGAUGGAAAAUGCCCAAGGAUUGAAUGAGCCAAGUUGGAUCCGUUCAAGAUCAGCCCAGUGACGCCAAUCCUAAUGUUGAAUCAUUUGGCAUAAUUCUGCCAUUUGCCGGUUGCAUGAAAUGUACUCACUUUUUUCGCAUAACAUAAUUUCUUUUUCACUCGAAAAUCGCGCUAUGAAGCGAGUCGAAGCGGUGAACUUCAUGUGUGUGUGUGUUUGAUUUCCGUCCUCAAAAAUCGUCGUGUGUGCCGUGUUUCUAGUUCAUCGAUCAUUAGUCAUGGAAAAGACGGAAUUGCUUUUGUGUGUCCGGAUAUAAACAUUAGUGACGAAGGCGGUGUUGUUUUUUUCGGUGAAGUGAAGAUGCACAAGCGCGCACACAAUACAUUUAACCAAACUGACAAAAAAGCAAAAUCAACAAAAGGCCGCUUGGUCUUCUUUACGUCACUGCCGAUGACUUUUUCUGUCUACCAGAUUGGUACGCUCCAAAUAACCGCUCGACGAGAAAUAAAAAAGACACUGAAACUAACGAAAAUAUAUUAUUCAUGUAAUAUAAGAGGCACACCUUGCCCACCGCCACACAUUUACAAUGAAUUCAGUGUUCUUUCAGUUCCGUGCCGCUUUGCAGUUCGACAGAACAACAACAACAACAGCGAAAACAAAAAUCACAGAACGAAUAGGUGCAUAGAACCACGGGGAAAAAACACAAAAACACAAAGAAUACAAUAAUCGUAAUGAGUAAAUAUUUGUAAUGAGCACAUACAAACGACUAAAAUGAGCCGCAUGUUAGACAAAUCGAGCGGAAGAAUCACUGUUAUUUGGCAUUACAGGCAACAAUUUUGAGAGUGAAUAAGAGAGAAAGAAAACGACGACGACGACGACACACGUUAAGAAAAGUCAACACAUGUUGAUGACAUCCCAAAGAGACUAUUGAGCAAACUGUAAUAAGCGCGAUCUUUUUUUGUUUGGUUUCGCGUCUCACAUGCCUUUUUACCUCGCCAUGACAAAUCUUACGAUAUAUGACUUAUUAUUGCACCAAAUGAUGACAAUCUCAAUCCAUAGACUCAACGUGACUUAUGAAUACCCCCAGCUUCAAAUCGUUUAUCACUUGAUUCCGAUCCGUUAAGAACAAUAGAGCGUUCAUAACAACUCGUAUUUUCUUUCCUAUUUUUUUGUAGAAGAAUUGACUGCGAGAUAAGACAAUUUCGAUCAAGUCAAGUUUAUUUCUAAAAGUGGUUGUUGCAUCUCAAGUGAUGAGAUUAUUUUCGCAUAUUUUUUCGACAUUUCUGCAUACAUUAUCAUCAGUGUGAAUCGAUAAAUUGUUGGUGUUUUUGAACGACAUUUUAGACAAUUAAAAAAUCUCAAGAGCAUUUCAAAUAUUUAAGGGUACAUCAAAUGUGGAGUUGAAUUUCGACCCAAAAAAGAAAUCACGAAAAACAGAGAAAGAGGAAAAUCUACAAACUUGUGUUAAUAUUGAAUUAAUCCCGUUCAUUUGUCAUAUCAACUAUGACAACCGACUGAAAAUCAUUUGAAGUGCAAAAAUGAAUAUAUCGUUCCAUCGCACACCGCAUUGAUUUAUACGUGAUCGACGCGAGAUAUGAAUUUAUUGCUUAUAUGUGUUACUUUCCGUCCGGAAAAAAUACAUUCUGUUUGUGGUAGAUUCAUAUCGGCUGUAGCGAUAAGAUAAACCAUUGAUUGAUUUUGUUCGUUCCUUCUUUGGAAUCGAUGGUCUUUCGUCAACCAAUCUAACGCAUUCAAGGGUUGCGUUACUUUGAUGAAAUCGCUCAUAUUUUGUGCUAGGAAAUGCGAUUGAUUUCAAAAACACUUUUUCCGUGAGCGUGAUCAAACGAUAAACUGGUUUUGGACAAAUUCCCACUGAAGUAAAGAAAAGAGUUUUAGGACAUAGGAGUUUUUGUGCAAAAACAAUACAGUUUUUAUAUGAAGAGAUUAACACAUUAAGAACAAUUUUGAAUAGACUAAAAAAAAUCAGCUGAAAAGUGGCAUUUGCUUAAAGUUAAAGGUGACAAUUUUGGGUUUCUAUCUAAAAAUGAGUUCAAAUAUUCAACACAAUUGUAAUCAACAGGUGACCGACACCGAUGACGCUGAUAAAAAGAAGAUCAAAAUUGAAGAGCCGUCGGAAGAAAUUGCCGCACAGCCAAAUCAACCAACGGUCCAUGGACAAGAAUCACCCCAGAGCCAAAAUCAACCACAGGAAUUGAUUACAGCGGAGGGUGUACACAAUUCCACGCUUUCGUCCGAGACAGAUACCGUAGCGUCGGCAUCUUUGCCAACGACUGUCAUUACGACACAAAGACAUCGCAUGAUCACCACUACGGGACAGAUUCGGGAAAUCGAAGACAUAAAUGAAAUUGAGCCACAAAAAGAGUACGUGCAACGCUAUCAAUUGGUACCAGUGAGUGAACCAUCGUUCAAUCAGCACAUUUACGAACAGCAUGGCGCUAGAGGGAGAUUGGCCAGUGAUAGCCCAGAAUCGGGUAACAUUGCCAUCCCAAACAAUGGCACUAUUUAUGUAACGUCACAGCAUCCAAACGCUGGGGAGAAUAUCAAUGGCAUUAGAUAUGCCGUGCCACCAGAAGUUCGUUUCGAAGAUGAAACAUAUGCGACGGCCAGAUAUGAAUAUCAACACGGUCAACAUCAUCCAAAUGCACAUAAUGCACAUUCCGGUUCGAGCGAUGACAUCAAAAUCGAACUGAUCCGAAAUCAACAUGCUCUGCAUAGCAAGAUUCACAUCGAAGAUGCACACCAACCGACGCCACAAUCCGAGGCAAAGAUUCAGUACACAAAUUUGGAUGUAUCACCGCAAAACUACUACAGCAUCGCAACGGACGGUUAUCCAACCGGAAGUGGUUUUGCGUAUAUUUCGACGACAUCAAACAAGGAUUACAUCUAUCCAGGCAGUCCGAAUACAGUUCUCUACAAAGGCGAUCCGUCGUUGGCGUCAGCAUUUAACAGUCGAUACAACGGAGCAUUGUCACAACAUCAAGGCAUUAUCUACGAUUCAAACUCGAUCCAACAAUCCGGAUCGCCAGUGCCACAAGUGUACACGAGUAAUUGUAAACCAGAGUCAGGUUAUUGGCAUCAAGCCUCUGAGUAUAAUGUAAAUGCUCGUUCAUCAUUUCAGGCUCCGUUCGGUCAAACGAUUGUGUUGGACGGUGGAAGUGAUUAUGUGGCCAAUGGCGCAUCUUGGCAAUUACAGCCCGAACCAUAUGAUCCUCAAUUGGUUGCAACCGGUGCCCCAGAAUGUGUGAAUUGCUCAACGUCACAGUCUGUUUACUGGAGACGUGUCGACGGUCAUCCAAUGUGUCAUCAGUGUUCAUUUACGCGUCAAACUCGACCGAAAAUCGCCAAAAAUAAACCACCCGUCGCGCAAGCCAAUAGAAGGUCGGGCGUUAUUUGUGCCAAUUGUAAAACGAGCACCACCACAUUGUGGCGACGAAACAAUCAUGGCGAGCCCGUGUGCAAUGCAUGCGGAUUAUACUUCAAACUACACAACGUCAAUCGACCGCAAAGCAUGAAAAAAGAUGGCAUUCAAACGAGGAAACGCAAACCAAAAUAUUCAUUGCAAGCCAAACCAAAAACAUCACCAAUCAGUGAUAAAAUGUUGCCGCCGCUUUUUCCAUCCCAAAUUCAUAUUCAGCCCGAGAUGAAAAUUCCCAUUUUACAAGCCCAUCAGGCGACACAGAAUCAAUUAUUAGCUCACGCCCAAAAUCAAUCGCCAUCACAGCAUCCGCAAGAAGUGCACAUUAAUACGGCAACAACACAAGGACCAGGCACCGAACACUAUAUUACCGUUGCUCAAACACAUGCAACACAUUUGCCGCACGUGAGCAAUUUGAGCCGCUCGAUUAAUGCCAGUAUUCCAUCAAUAGACGGACAACAUGGUGCAAAUACUAAACUAACCAGCGUCAUCACUUGCACCGGAACACCCGACCAAAUCGAACAAUAAAUUUACGAAUAGUUAGAGCCUAUCAAAGUAAAAUCGUAAAUACUUAAAUUUAGUUCGAUUUUAGUUUGGCUUUACUUUUGUUUUUGAAGACCUACAGCCACCCAGUCUAUUUUUACUACCAAAAAGUAAUUUUAAAGCAUUAGCAGUCAUCACUUAUUAUAAACAAUUAAUGAAUAUUUUAUUUUAACCCAUAAAAUUCGGUUCUUUUUUUUCACAUUCCCUAUAUGUAUCAAUGUAAUACUUACGUGAACAAUUUCUUAUAUUAUGUUUUGUAUUUGAAAUUUAGAUUUUAGCGUUAAAUUGGACAAUAAAUAAGGACUUAUAAUAAGAUAUAAAAA